Molecule: messenger RNA, 402 nt
Organism: Acaulospora morrowiae
Lineage: Eukaryota; Fungi; Glomeromycota; Glomeromycetes; Diversisporales; Acaulosporaceae
Source: the annotation of a GenBank genome assembly
AUGCUCAAAGAUUUAAUCGUAGAAGUUAAGAUUAACAUCUUCCAAUACGUUCCGAAUAUAUUGUGUCUCGCCUUAACAUGCAAGGCGUGGGCAGAAAUUAUGCGAGAUCCCCAUGCCAGAGCUAGAUGGAUCUUGAGAAAAUAUGGACGAUCAUAUGCCUUAUUCCAUAGUAUACGUUUAGGACCUCAAUUUAUUAACGUAAGCGUGGUUCAAUCGUUGUUUGCAAAUAAUGUCAUCCUUUCUCGGUAUUUCAUUCAGAGAUUGGUUAUGCACUUUGGAGAGUACGAUUCCAAGCUCACCGAAUUAAAAGCUGCGCAGAAUGGUUGCGCUGUGGAAACAAAUAAGAUUAGAGAUUUGACAAAACGAAAUCUUCACCCUUGGGCCAGUAAUCUUCCAGUUGAC